UUCAUAUUCCUUUGCGCCAAUAUAUUAUAUUGAAUACAGAAUUUCAUUUAUACAUCUCCUCUCUAGAAAUCAAUCAGAAGAUCAAACAACACAGAGAGAUGGUUAACUUUUUCUCCAUUUACAAGCCCUUGUUGCAUGGGGCACUGAAGCUAGUUGGGAUGACGACUCAAGCGGUGGAGAUUGAACCAGGGACGGUCUUGAAUUUCUGGCUUCCAACUGAAACGACUAAGAAGAUGAAGAACAAAACAAGCAAGCCUGCUGUGGUGUUUCUCCACGGAUUUGCAAUGGAUGGUAUUCUAAACUGGCAAUUCCAGGUGCUGGCCUUGGCCAACAAGUACGCAGUCUACGUUCCGGAUUUUCUCUUCUUCGGAGGCUCCAUUACCGACCGUCCCGAGAGGACAGUGGAGUUUCAAAGUGAGUGUAUGGCUAAAGGGCUGAGGAAGCUUGGCGUGGAGAAGUGCACCGUGGUUGGACUAAGCUAUGGCGGGAUGGUUGGUUUCAAAAUGGCUGAAAUGUAUCCUGAGUUGGUUGAGUCCAUGGUGGUGAGUUGCUCAGUUAUGGCGUUGACUGAGUCUGUUAGCAAUACCGGGCUUCAGAGAAUCGGGUUCUCUUCCUGGGCGGAGUUCUUGCUUCCUAAAACAGUCGAGGGUGUGAGAACUCUCUUUGACAUCGGCAGCUGCAACUUGCCAAAAGUGCCUAAAUUCAUUUGCGAAGACAUCCUGGAGGCCAUGUUUGAUCAUAGAAAGGAGAGAAGUGAACUUCUAGAGGCCUUAGUGAUAAGUGAUGAGAAAUUUUCCAUUCCUCAUUACCCACAGAAGAUAUAUCUGUUGUGGGGUGAAAAUGAUGUGAUUUUUGAUAUGGAAACUGCCCGGAACUUGAAAGAUUUAAAAUUGUGCAGGCAAGGGGGAGAGAAAGCAACCUUGAUGGCAAUACAGAAGGCUGGUCACCUGGUCAACCUAGAGCGGCCUUUCGUCUACAACAAGCACCUCAAGACUAUUCUUGCUUCUUUGACACUAGACAAAUGUCACAAUAACUAGAGGAGAAAUUCCAUUCCAUAUAUACAUGCAGGGCUUUCCAAGAAAUUUGUGUGAUUUAAAAGGAUGCUUAAUUACUUAUUUGUUAGAGAUUUGAGAAUGUAAUUCUAUGUAUAAAAACAUCUUGACAUUCAUAAUAUGCAUAAUUCAUAAUUAAAAGAUUUGAAUUGAUAAUGAAGAUCCAUUCUAUAUUAA
Molecule: messenger RNA, 1229 nt
Organism: Mangifera indica (mango)
Lineage: Eukaryota; Viridiplantae; Streptophyta; Magnoliopsida; Sapindales; Anacardiaceae
Product: epoxide hydrolase 4-like
Exons: 4
Coding region: 99-1037 (312 amino acids)
Source: RefSeq, a predicted model, not a curated record